AUGUAAAUAAUGCUGAAUUUUAAUAGCAUUUGUCGCACUUGUUCAAUGAAGGGUGAAUUACAAUCCCUUUUCGUUGAAGAUUUACUAAAUCCUGCAGAAAUGUUAACCCAAAUAAUUGAUAUUAAGGUGAUAAAAAACGAUAAAUAUCCACAAAAUAUUUGUACUAGAUGCUUGGAUACUUUAAGAUCUGCUUACAUAUUCAAGAAUCAAUGUUUAGAUGCAUAUAAAAAAUUUGAACAAUAUUUAUCACUUAAUUCAGAAAUCAAUUUAGAUUGUAAAGAAGAACCGGUUGAUACCGAUUUUGUAAAAGAGGAAAACCAAUCAGAUAAUUCAGAAAUUGAUGACGAUUGGUUCGAAUUAAGUAAUGAGUUAGAAAGUAUUACAGAGAGAAAAUCUUACGAGUGUGAAGCGUGUAAUGUAAAAUUUGAAAAUAAAAAAAAUUAUGAAAAGCAUUUAAAAACCCAUAAACAGUUGUAUAUUUGUCCUAUUUGUGGUGAACAAAAAUCAAGUAAAGCUCGCUUAAAACAGCACAGCUUUAAACAUUCAGACGAAAAACCUUAUAAAUGUGAAAAAUGUAACACGCAGUUCAAACACCCACACAAUUACAGAAGACAUCUCAAAAAGCACGAAGAAUCUCACAUUUGCUCCAUUUGCGGUAACCAGUUUUGUAGUAAAAAACGUUUAGUACAACAUAGACAUGAACAUUAUAAUGAAAAUGCAAUCAUUAACGACGAAAAUCGGACAAAAAUUGAAUCCAAGAGAAAAUAUCUAUGCGAUUACUGUGGACGUGCGUUCAAUGAGACUAGGAGAUUAAAUGCUCAUAUACGAACUCAUACCGGCGAAAAACCUUUUUCAUGUACUGAAUGUAAUAAAUUUUUCACAGCUAAAAAGAAUUUGCACCAACAUGUACAAAAACUUCAUUCGAAUAAAAGACCCUUUAAAUGCAAUUUUUGUGAAAAAAGUUUUGCCGUGUCACAUUUGCUACAGCAACAUGUAAGGAUACACAUGAAUGCAAAACCAUUUGAAUGUGAUAUUUGUAAUCAAAAAUUUCGAGAAAAACAUCAUUUAACUCGACAUCAAUUCGUACACACCGGUGAAAAACCAUUUUCGUGCGGUGUUUGUGAUAAACAAUUUACACAAAAGAGUAAUUUACGAUCGCACAUGAGAACACAUACAAGUGAAAAAUCGUACGUGUGUUCGAUAUGUAGUGAAGUUUUUUAUGAUUCUAGUAGUUUGAAAAAUCAUCAGACUAUGCAUGUUUUACAAUAA
Messenger RNA from Chrysoperla carnea, 1269 nucleotides. RefSeq names its product zinc finger protein 501-like. Gene Ontology annotation, cellular component: nucleus. The transcript is spliced from 2 exons. The record is from RefSeq and is a predicted model, not a curated record. NCBI's taxonomy places the organism in Eukaryota, Metazoa, Arthropoda, Insecta, Neuroptera, Chrysopidae. Gene Ontology annotation, molecular function: zinc ion binding. The coding region runs from base 10 to 1269 and encodes 419 amino acids.